CGAAUCGCUUAACGGUUAGACGACAAAUUUUAGUGAAGCUUCAAAAGUUUAUAGAAAGUUGAUCAAUUGUGCGCGAAAAAUGUCGGAAAUUGAGAUAUUCAACGACUCGAUCCAGUUCGUGUGUGACCUGUGCUCGCUGCGGUACUCAACGUUCGAGAUCCUGAUGACGCACAACCGGAUCAAGCACUACCACUCGAUCCGGUUCCGGUGCGGCUUUUGCAACGAAGCGUUCAUGAACGAGGACGACCUGCACUGCCACUUUAUACUGACCCACCGCGUGGAUCCGUACAACCUGGAGAGCAGUCAGAUGGUGUGCCACAAAAAGUCCCUGCACCAGAUGAUGCUCUCGGAGGACGAGAAGCGCCGGAUUAUGACCCGCUGCGAUAGCUUGGAGGACGACGACGGGGAGAGUGGCGACUCGGACGGUUCGGAUGAGGACGAUUUGGACGAGCUGGAGCUGAACUACAACGAGUUGUUCAAGAAGCGGAAGCAAAGUGCGAUGACCCAGGAGGAGAUUAUGGAGUUGGCGGACGUGUUCAAGAAGUCGGCCCAGGGCAUGUGUAUCUCCAAGAUGCAUCUUUGACCGAGGUGUCCAGAACUAGGGGAAGUGCUAAUUUUUUGUGGGGGUUGUUUUCGAAGUUCGAGGCAGCUCACUGUGUAAAUAUGAUCUAUAUAAGUUACUGAUAAUUGGAAGAUAAGCCCAAGUAGUCUUGUAAGGUUUGUAAGAUGAAUCCCGACGUCAGACUGUUUGUCGAGAAAGUGUUAAUUUAAUCAAUAAAUCGGGAUGUUUUUCAUA
Messenger RNA from Culex quinquefasciatus (southern house mosquito), 796 nucleotides. RefSeq lists its product as uncharacterized. The transcript is spliced from 2 exons. The record is from RefSeq and is a predicted model, not a curated record. Lineage: Eukaryota; Metazoa; Arthropoda; Insecta; Diptera; Culicidae. Bases 80 to 583 code for a protein of 167 amino acids.